Molecule: messenger RNA, 8716 nt
Organism: Labrus bergylta (ballan wrasse)
Lineage: Eukaryota; Metazoa; Chordata; Actinopteri; Labriformes; Labridae
Product: endoplasmic reticulum metallopeptidase 1
Biological process (GO): proteolysis
Molecular function (GO): metalloexopeptidase activity
Source: RefSeq, a predicted model, not a curated record
AAAAAAAAAAAAAAAAAGAAGCGACGCCUGAGAGCGACGCUUGCAGCUGAUGUACCGCUGGCUGAAAAAUGGAGAGCGACACCACUUUCCGGAGAAUAAAACCCUUCGGGACGCAGAGUUACGCCGCGCAAGAUAACGACGGUUCCCGGGACCGUUGCGGGAAUAACGGCUACAGCGGUGACCCGAAGAGGAAGCCCGAGGUGAACAUCUACUUGCUGCGGGAAGGACUGGCAGCUUCCCUGGUCUCUGUGUUUAUUUUGGUGCUGUGGGGACUCGUUCAUUUGUCGUUGCAGCAGCUCGUCAUCGGAAAGCCGACCGGCGAGUUCAACGCACUGAGAGCCAGACAACACUUGGAGCAGAUCACCAGUGUCGGCCCUCGGCCUGUGGGCAGUCCGGAGAAUGAAGUCCUGACGGUGAACUAUCUGUUGGAGCAGAUCAAUAACAUCCGCGUGGAGACGGCAGCGGGCCCCCAUCAGCUCACGGUGGAGGUGCAGCGCCCCACAGGCUCUUUCUCCAUCGACUUCCUCGGAGGCUUCACCAGUUUCUACGACCGCGUCUCAAACAUCGCUGUCAGGCUGGAGCCGAAGGGCGGGGCGCAGCAUCUCAUGCUAGCCAACUGCCACUUUGACACAGUGGCCAACAGUCCAGGUGCCAGUGAUGAUGCAGUGAGCUGUGCAGUGAUGCUGGAAGUCCUCCAUUCUCUGGCAAACCAGUCUACUCCUCUUCGUCAUGGAGUUAUCUUCCUCUUCAAUGGGGCAGAGGAAAACAUCCUGCAGGCCAGUCACGGUUUCAUUACCCAACAUCCCUGGGCCAAGCAGGUGCGAGCUUUUAUUAACUUGGAGGCUGCAGGUGUUGGGGGCAAGGAGGUUGUUUUCCAGACAGGUCCAGAGAACCCGUGGCUGGUUCAGGCCUACGUACAAGCAGCCAAACACCCCUUCGCCUCUGUGGUUGGUCAGGAGGUCUUCCAGAGUGGCAUCAUCCCCUCUGACACUGACUUCCGCAUCUACAGAGACUUUGGUAACAUCCCAGGGAUUGAUCUGGCUUUCAUUGAAAACGGUUUCAUCUACCAUACCAAGUACGACACUGCUGACAGGAUCCUGACAGACUCAAUACAAAGAGCUGGCGACAACAUCCUGGCCGUCCUGAGAUACCUGGUAAUGUCAGAGAAGUUGGCCGAUUCCUCAGAGUAUCGCCACGGCAACAUGGUGUUUUUCGACCUAUUAGGGGUAAUCGUUGUGGCUUACCCGGCCCGUGUUGGCACCAUCCUGAACUACAUGGUGGCCAUGGCCACCUUCCUCUAUCUGGCCAGGAAAGCCUCCCUUCCAGGCAAUGGGGGUGGUCGCUAUGUCCGAGACCUGGCCUGUGCCACAGGUGUAACUGUCCUGAGCUGGUUUGUCACCCUGCUCUCCGUGCUGAUUGUUGCUCUACUCAUCACACUGUUGGGCCGCUCCAUGUUUUGGUACACCCACUUCUAUGCUUCCAUCUGCUUGUACGGGUCUGCUGCCACAGGCAAGAUGGUCCUUGUUCAUACGCUGGCAAAGAACUUGUACUUUGGAGGAGUCCGUUUGGUGGAGCUUGGCGAUCUUUUCUUUGACGUGAGCAUACUACUGUGGUGCUGCAGCCUGGUGUGGCUGACCCAGCAAGGCCUGUGUUCAGCCUACGUGCCAAUGCUAAUGGUGGCCUUUCCACUGGCCACCAGACUGCUGCUGGCCAAAGAGUUCAAACACAGAGGAGCAUCACUGAAGUACAGCGUGCUCUAUCUGCUUGGUCUGACUCUGCCGUAUGUCCACUUCAUGUUCCUCAUCUGGGUGGUGUUUGAGAUUUUCACACCCAUCAUGGGCCGCAGCGGCACAGAGAUACCUCCUGAGGUGGUGCUGGCCACUUUGGUCACCCUUACAACCAUUUUCCUCUCCUCCUUUUUUCUGCAUUUUAUCUACUUGGCACGGAGCACUAAGUGGAUCCUGACUGGUCUGGCCUCAAUAUUCAGCAUCAUGUUUCUGUUGGUGUCCAGUGGCCUCCUUUUCCCUUACUCAGGCAGUCCAGAGAGCCCCCGGCCCAAACGAGUCUUCUUGCAGCAUACGACACGGACCUUUCACAAUCUUCAGGGCCAGGUGGAGAGCCGGGACUCAGGUCUGUGGAUCAACAGUUUUGACUACACAGCCAUGCAGCACAUCACACCUCACAUCCCCGAGAUCAACGACAGCGUUCGCACCCACUGCCAAGAGGACCGACCCUUCUGUGGUUACCCCUGGUUUCUGCCUGUCAAGUUCCUCAGCAAGAAGAACUGGUACCUUCCUGCUCCCGAAGUUUCUCCCAGCUCUCCUAUUGAGUUCAGCCUGCUGUCCAGAGAGGAGACCAGCUGGGGGACGAUCAAGAUGACCUUCAGCGCGAGAGGCCCCAGCCACAUGUCUCUGUACCUGAUGCCUCACCGAGGAGCCAGCCUCUCCACUUGGUCCUUAGGGGACGGGACGCCUCAGUUCGACCUGAGCGGAGAGUAUUUUGUUUUCUAUUCUCACGGCCUCGAUGCCCCUACAUGGAGCUUCUGGUUUGAAAUACAGCCUCCCAGGGACCCCGACCCGACAGGUCCUGAGGGGAUGAUCUCUGUUGCCAUUUCCUCCCACUAUUUCUUUGGACAAGACCAGAGGACUGCUCAACUUGAGGAAAUCCUCCGCAGGUUUCCCACGUGGACUUUCCCUUCGUCUUGGGUCAGUACCUAUGACAUGUACAGAUACUGAGGACUGUCACCGAGGAGGACGACGACGAGGACACAAUGAAGAGGGGCUGCAGGGGACCCUGAGGAAGACAAAGUUACAAGGAGGACAAACCCUGCUGCCUUUUCACUCUGACACAAACACACUCUCUCACACACUCACGCUCCCUCCCAACCUGCCUGAGAGACCCCCAUCACUGUGUCAGUAGGCUUAGUGGCUAACAAAGCGGGAAAGACAUGCCAGAGGUAAGCUGAUCACACAGAGUACAGACUGAAAAAGUCUCCACCCGAUGCUCCGGGUGCCACAAACCUCGUGCUCAAUCCUGAGUUAGUGAAAUGAAGGAGUUAAGGUUUUUUUUUUUUUUCUUUUUUAAACAAAAUCUGCUGUGCCUUUGCUUUUCUCACUCCAUCUCACUCUCGCCCCUUUGCUCUCUUCCUCCUGUUCUCUCUCCCUCUUCCUGAGGUCACAUGGUUACCUCUCAUGCGAACUAUGUUUGAGCAGCCGUUCUCAAGAGUCCCUGUGUCAUUAUCUGUAAUAUACAUGUGUAUCUGGUGGAAGGGAGAAAAAUCCCUGCUUUUCUUUUCUGCCUUUUCAGGCUUUAACUGGAAAAUUUGCCACUCUUAAAGUUGCUUUUCAUACACACACACACACACACACAUACACUUGUUUAUGCCAUGAGCAAACAGUUUUUGGAAUAACUAAUCAAUUAACUGUGAAAUAGAGUUAUCAUUCCUUUCUGACACUACUGAUUUGCAGCGAGUCAUAACCCUGUGUUUCAGGGAGGAAUGCCAACAAUCUGCUUUUAAUGUCAGGGAAUCUGGCAAACAGAUGCAGAAAUCUUCGCCUGUUAAAUGGAAACAGACACAUUUCAUUUGUCAUCGGUCCUUUAAAUUACAGUAACGUUCCUGGUGGGGGGGGAUUAUGAGGUCUUAUUUGAGGUUUUAAGAUGUUCAAGGAAACUUAAAGUUUUGAUUUUUGGGCUGAGACGCAAAAAUCACAGGAGUAUACGGCUCUGUUGCUGUAGAGGACUCCAGGGUGGAAAAGCAGAAAUGCAGCUCCACAUUCGUUGUCAGCAUCAUUAUCAGUCAGCAUGUUCUGUCUCAUCAACAACGUUCACUCCCACUGUGACAGUACUUGUUCUUAAUGCUAAAGGUUAUCUCCAGCAGCAUCAAGGACGGUGUUUAGUUAUGAAGGGAAGAAGAUCUUUAAGGAGUAAUUUAACAUUAAAUAAGUCGAUUGAAAUAAAGAAAAACAGAUUGUCCUUUAAAAGAAGAGGUGUCACUUUUUAAGCAGUGUGCCGGUUCCAGCUGCUCAAAUCUGAUGGUUUACAUCUUUUAUGUUGGAAUGACAGCAGAGGUUUGGACUGUUGGUCUGAAGGGACAAACUUUAUGUCUCGAAAAAGCUCCAAUCCCCCAACUAAUUCAAUCCCACUAAAGCCAACUCCAUAUUGUAAUAGCUACAUUUUAGUCCAACUUAAAAACCUCAUGCAUCCUGAUGAUGAGAUAUUUUUUUCGUUGUUGUCCAGGAAAGGAGGGAAAUAAAAGUUGCAUUUGGAUAUUUAUGCAGAUGUUUAAAAGUGAUUGUACUUCAUCUGGCUCCUUUCCCUACUCUGCUUCUUCUAAACUGGUGCUGCUGCAGAUGAAUCAGUGUGAGCUGUUGUGAACUCACACUUCAUUUUUGGGGGUGGUGUUUCUACAGUUUCCUAUAUGUCACUUGUCUCAUGUGGAGCUGCAUCUUUUUUUUUCCUUUUCUGGUCUUGAGCCCGAUUAUCACAAACACAAUGACGUUAAUAUGACCUGUUUGAUGUUUCCACUUUACAUAGUACACCUCAGAGAACGCCAUGAAAGAGUCAUCGUGGGUUAUAUUAGAACCGCAGUACUUCCCACGCCGAGUGUUUGACUGUCUUUAUUGUUUAAAAAGUGACAGCAAUCAUUUAAAGUUUAGAAAAAGUAGCAAAGUAACAAAGUGCUAAUCUGGGCCAUGUCAUGUUUUGGAAAGUUCUAGAAGUCCAAUUUGGAAAGAAUGUGGGGAAGUAUUUUUUUUUUUUUGUGUCACCACUACCUCCUCAGUGAUCAAAACUAAGUGCCCAGACACCAAACAAAUACUACACGCUUCAUAGUUUGCUGUUGGAAAAGAUAAAAGCUCAUUCAUGUUGAAGAAAGAGAUUAUUUUUGACGAGUCAUGGAGCAUCACCUCCUCUGUCUUUGGGUUGUCUCUGUUUCCUGCUAACAAAGUGGAGGCUGAUAGAUUGAUCUGCAAAAGACAGGCUUUGUGUUGAUAAAUAAAUGGCACAGCUGUGUUAUCAACCCUUUAGAGUCCCUCUCUUCAGUCCAACAAUCCCAUCAAAUCUGUAAAUCAAAUGUCACUUUGUCGCUUGUUUGCAGUUGGUUCCCCUCUGUAUCUAAUCACAAGUUGAGUCAGGUUUUAGAAACUUGGGAGAUCGCUUGCACUUGGGGAGGGGGGGGGGGGUGGUGCGACUGAGCACCGUCUACUUUGUGUGCACGUGGUGAUGUGUCGUCGUGACGAUGAUGCAUGUUGUCCUGUUUGGCUCCAAGUCACACAAAUGAAGAAAUGCUGACAUGAAGGAGGCCUUAACGUUCAGCUUCCAAAGACGCACAAAAAUGUUUACUGAAGUGGACAGUCACUAAUGUCUCAGUGGUCUUAAAGCUAACAGGUGCUACACUGUACAGUUUUUAUCUGUGUGAAAUAUCCGUUGUCCAUCCCCAGCCUUCAACAACAUGUUUGAAUUUAGAACAGAUUUCUCCACUGUGCUCCUUCUUUUGUCGAUGUAGUGCGACUAAACUGACAAAAUGAAGGCUUAUAUAAAGUAAUAUCAGCUGGACUAAUAACCCAGAUAAUAGAGUGAUAAAGAAGAAACAGUAACACUGGAUUCAAAGGUGUACAUAUUCACAAGUAACCACACUGUAACUAGCAUAUACAAGUGGCUUUAUAUGAGUCAUUAUGAAGCACUUAGUAAUGCCUUAUCCCUCAUCAAUAUAUCCUCCAUCUACGAGGACAUUAUCCAAAAGUUUUCCCCCCAUAACAAUCUGAUAAUUACGGCGUCUAAAUGUUGAGUAAGAAAGUUGUUUGUAUGUUAAGAUCUUAACAUGAGUCUCACUAUGGGCCUUAUCAGCAGGGAAGUACCACAAUACUGAGCAAAGCACAUCAAGUUUGUGUUUCUAGUCAGCGUUGCACAACAAACUGUAAUUGUAUUGUUUCUGCGAUAACACAUCACAAAAGAUGCUUGAAUAGGGAUCAAUAACGGAGAGUAGUUUCAUUUAGAAGAACCAUGCAUUGAUACUCAGCAUGCCAAGAUUGAACCUAACCGAUGGAGUCCUGGAUACUUGUGUAUUUAUAACACCGGCAAGCAUUCAGAUACAUUCAGAUGAAAUGUUGUCCAUUUUGUUUGGCAGCUGUAAGGUUAACCAGCUCGAAAGCUUCAGAAGGAAAGAAGAGUGAGGAAAAUGUCGUUGAUGAAGAUCUUGCAGUAAAAACCAAAGCACUAGAGCUGUUUCAUAAUCAUUAUUUCAUGGAGAUACAACUUGCUUCAAACACAGGAAGACAUAAGACCUGUAAGUUACAGCUCAACUCUUAGGGCACAUAUCAGCAUCACAGUUUUUUUUUUUUGAACAGUAUGAUCACUAAUCACAUCGUUUAAUAUCAAGGCAUUUCAGAAUAAGGUCAUGCACAACGGGGCAGAACAAAGCAGUUUAUAAUUCCUAAUAAGGUUCCAAUAUGCCAUUAGCAAGCAUGCUAUGAAGCUAGGUAAUGAUACAUUUGUGAAGCUUUUCUGUACAAAAACGAUCUCACUACAAGGCACAGUCUGUAGGUAUUCUGGAGAUUUCACUGAUUAACAACCCCCUAUAAAAGGUAUAUAAGGUAUAUAUCGCCAUUGACUUGAUAUUCUCUAUUAUAAUGACUUGAUUUAUCCCCAAAUUUGUCGUGAUAUCCCCUUUACCGAGUUAAUUUAUCCAAAAUAUUGACUUGAUAUAUUAUAUUGACUUGGUACGUCCUCUUUAUUGACUUGAUUUGUCUUCAAUAUGGACUUGAAAUAUAUCCCCUAUAUUGACGUAUGUAUAUGCCCUAUAUCAAAAUGAUAUAUCCACCAAUGUUGAGAUUUAAAACUGAAAAAAAAAAAAAUCCAGAUUUAAUAGUUUUUUAUCAUUUCUAAAAAUGUUCUUCAACUCCGUAUACUGAGGUUGUUGGUGUGAUGCAGUUGAAAGUGCAGAUUAGCUUUAUGGUGAGAGAGGCUAGCUCACCUCUAGGUCUCAGACCCCUGCUGUGUCGGAUUACGCUAUAAAAACUAGAGGACUAAAUCAAUCAAAUCAGAAGAGGAAAUUGGUGAUAAAGAACACAGAGGAUUUGUAUUACUCAUCAAGAGAAUGAUUUUUUUUUUUUAGUUCACAUUAAAGGACCAUACCUGUGUGUGUUGUAGCUAUUGAUUUCAUAUCAUACAGACAUCAUAUAACCCUCCUGUAGCUUUAACAAUAGAUCAAGCAGGCAUACUGUUCACUGUGAUGGCCUGAUUUAGGUGUCUACAGUUUCAUGGACAGAAAAAAAAAAAAAAAAACAAGUGCCUGAUGGGAAAAAAAUGGAAAUGUGCUGUAACAUUAUGAGAGAAAAACACCAGUAUGGUCCUGUAAUAAAAUGCUGCAUUCAUGCUGCUGCUGUUACUAAUAGAACAGAAACACUAACUGAUCAGACUGUUUCUUUUUUUCACUCCUCUUUUAUUUCAUGUUAUGCAUCAGAGGGGAAAGGGUUUUUUUUUGUUUUUUUUUUAGCAGAGCAGGAACUGACGUUUUUUUUUUCUGUCUCAGACGUGCUUGAAUUCUGAACAAUGAAUGUGCUUAUCUUUGUCACACAAAAAAAAAAUGCUUUUUUUUGUCCUGUGUUGUUCUGGGGAGACUUAGAGAAUUUCAAGUUGCUUUCUACAAAAGUAAGGCUGCGUUCACACUGCAGGCAAAAGUGGCCUGAAUCUGUUUUUAUGCUGCCUGCUGUGAUUUCCCACAGGAGUCUGAUAACAGGCCACAUUUAAAAAGCAACGUGAACAGCCAAGCAAAACAAAUAUUCAGAAUUGAGCAUUAAGGCUUUCAGUGUGAACGCAGCCUUAGUGUCUUUGAGUGACAAAAGCUUUAUUCAUGUGAAUCAAUGUUUUCCUGAAAAUCUGCAGCGAAGCGAUGGAUUGAAAGCAGUGAAGUCAAUUUUUCUGUCAGAUCAUUUCAAGUUGUGGCAGAAAUGUGACCCUUUUGUUCGUUAUAUCAUUUCAUGGGGUGACACAAACUGGUUCUAAUAAAGAGCAAAGAGGAGACUGCUGUCAGUGUGAGAUUAACUUGAGAGAUUUUUGACACAAACGCUGUGAAACUGCUCAUCAGUCUCUGGUGGUUCUCCCACUGUUAAGACUGCAGUGCACACCCAGUGCUGCUACAGAGCUUAUUAACAUAGAAACUAAAUUCCUACACAGUAACACUUUGUUUUCAAUACAAUCUAUGGUAUUAAUGUCACUCAGUAAAGACUGAGAGGCUGAACAAGUGCUGCACAGAUUCUUCUUUUUUUUCUCUGCGUUAACUCUCACUUGGACGUAGCUUCAUCUUCACUUUUUUCAAACGUCUUAACACCUGCUGUGAAAGGAUGUCAUGUGUUUUAGUUUUGUCAGUUUUCUUUGUCCAACAUGUUCACUUUGUACCUACGCCCAUUUCCCGUACUGUUCAGUUAAUGUUCUGAGCGUUAAAUACGGUUGUAUCAUUUUGCUCCUUUUUGUGAUUGUUUUGACUUUUUAAAUACCUGUAACAGUUAAAUUUGUCUGCUGAUUUAGCUCUUUCUAAAAAAAAUGCAUAAUAUCCAUCUGUCCAUUGGGAUGAAGUGAUCGAUAUGACUGUUGAGGUUGGAAUUGAUCUGGUUACAGGGUAUCCAUCUGUUUCAUGGACAGCGUUAUUUUCCAUUAUGCAAAAAAGGCUUGAAUUAAUGAACACUUGUACAGAAAUUAAAAAGCUUAUUACUUUGAUUGA